Messenger RNA from Xylona heveae TC161, 1164 nucleotides. RefSeq names its product catechol O-methyltransferase. The record is from RefSeq and is a predicted model, not a curated record. The transcript is spliced from 3 exons. Gene Ontology annotation, molecular function: O-methyltransferase activity. NCBI's taxonomy places the organism in Eukaryota, Fungi, Ascomycota, Xylonomycetes, Xylonales, Xylonaceae. The coding region runs from base 194 to 1078 and encodes 294 amino acids.
UCACCAUGUCUUGUCAAUGCCAAUUGGUUUGAGAAGGGAGCAUCUUCUCGAUUAAUGUAAACAUACGUCUAGUAGCAUUCUGUCAUGUGAUGUUUUGCCCUACACUUGGGUUUACUAUUCGGAUAUUUUAGCAGUAGUUGUUUCUCAAGAAUAAUUUUGGCUCAAGCUUAUCCACCAAACUUGCAUAAACAGUAUGGCUGCGUCAACCAGCGAGACCUCUUCGUUUGAUUCACAAAAGGCAUACGUCAAGAAGGGUACCGGUAGCUUUUUUGAUGAUGGUCGGGAGACCGAAUUGCUUCGAUUUGUAUACAAUCAUCCGUCUGUAUCUGAGAUUCGGGGAAAGCCAAAAGGAGUCCUGAAAGUCAUCGACGAAUACGCCCGAACCCAAAGAUAUCUGAUGAAUGUGGGGGAGGAUAAGGGCAAAAUUGUGACAAGGCUCAUCUCAGAAAGCCGGCCGACAGUCAUGGUUGAGUUAGGUGGCUAUGUGGGUUACUCUGCAAUUCUAUUUGGUGAAGCUUUGCGUGAAGCUGGAGGCAAGCGGUAUUUCAGCCUUGAGCGAGAUCCAGUGUUUGGUGCGGUGAUCUUGUCACUUGUCGACCUCGCGGGUUUGAGUGAUGUCGUCAAAGUUGUGGUUGGGCCGAGCGCUGAUUCGUUGCGGCGAUUGCAUUCGGAGCGUCGACUGCAACAUAUUGACCUGAUGUUUCUGGAUCAUUACAAACCUGCCUAUACGACUGAUCUCAAGCUGUGUGAGGAGCUUGGCCUCGUGAAACCUGGCUCGAUCCUAGCAGCCGACAACGUCAUCAAGCCGGGCAAUCCACCAUACCUGGAGUAUGUCCGUAGUACUGUUGAAGCAAAACUGGGCGCACUUCAAAGUGGCCAGACUAUGCAGAAUUUCAAUGCAGGGUUUGCAGAGAGGACAUCACAUCAAUAUUCGAACCGCGAAGGCAACGAAAAAUUUGACGAUUCAGUCAAAGGGAAUCCAAAGCUUGUUUACGAGAGUCGUCUUGUGCCAAGUUAUGAACCCACCGGAGAGCCUGAUGGCAUCGAGAUUACAAGGUGUAUAAGGGAGGAGAUAUAACAUUGUGUUGUAGAGUGAUAGUGGAAUAUCUAUUCAAAUCAUCAGAGAUUUAGAGUCGUCAGAAAUUGAAUGUUCUACCCCGGCCG